AUGAGUGGUAAAGAAUUCAGCUUGCCCUACUCCAUGGGCGAGCAGGAGCUUGAAGAGGGGCUUGUCAAAGACAUAGGAGAGAAGUCGAGUACGAUGCGUGCAUCCAAAAAAGCCAACGCUGCGUACGGCCACGAUUCAGGAGAUGCGUAUUCAAAUACUUUUAAACCACAUCAACAUCAAUCAUUGGUGCUGAGAACUAAGGCCAACUUGAACUCUGCAUGGAGAGAAGUGCAGGAGUACGUUGCCGAACACAAGAGAAUUCUGGUGGCGAUUCUUGCAUUGUUGUUUUUAUCAUUGUUCACUUCUGCUCCAUUGAUACCUCAUAUUCAAUUAAGUGAUCCUAAAGUUGUUAUUAUUUUGGCAGCAAAUGAAGGAGGUGGAGUAUUGAAAUGGAAGGGUCCACAAGAAUGGUCGGUGGAAAGAUCGUCCAUUGCCAACAAGAAACAAUAUGCCAAGAGACAUGGAUAUGGACUUACAAUAAAGGAUAUGACCAUUAAAAAGAGAUAUUCACAUGAAUGGAGAGAAUCAUGGGAAAAGGUAGAUAUCAUGAAACAAACCAUGAGACAAUACCCAAACUCCGAAUGGUUCUGGUGGCUUGAUUUGCAUACAUAUAUCAUGGAACCACAACUUUCCUUGGAAGAACAUUUCUUGGAUCAUUUAGAGAAUGCCACUUAUAGAACUUUGGAGACUUUCAACCCGUUAAACCUCCCGGUUGAUAUCCCAUAUACUGAUUAUAGUAGUCCAAUUGAUAUGGUGAUCACUCAGGAUUGUGGAGGAUUCAAUUUAGGGUCCUUUUUAAUGAGAAGAUCAUCAUGGUCAGAAAUGCUUUUAGAUGUAUGGUGGGAUCCUGCAUUGUACGAACAAAUGCAUAUGCAGUGGGAACAUAAGGAACAAGAUGCAUUGGAAACUUUAUUUACCACACAACCUUGGAUUAGAGAAAGAAUUGGGUUUUUACCAUUGCGUACCAUCAAUGCAUUCCCACCAGGAGCAUGUUCUGAUAAGGCAGAUGAUCCUCAAUAUUUCUUCAAAAACAAUGAUUUCGUUAUAAAUAUGGCUGGUUGUGAAUGGGGUAGAGAUUGUUGGGGAGAAAUGGAGCAUUAUAAAGCUUUGUCUAAGAAAUUACAUCGUAAAUGGUGGCAUUUCUGGUAG
Molecule: messenger RNA, 1149 nt
Organism: [Candida] anglica
Lineage: Eukaryota; Fungi; Ascomycota; Pichiomycetes; Serinales; Debaryomycetaceae
Source: the annotation of a GenBank genome assembly